Messenger RNA from Cylicostephanus goldi, 381 nucleotides. The record is from the annotation of a GenBank genome assembly. NCBI's taxonomy places the organism in Eukaryota, Metazoa, Nematoda, Chromadorea, Rhabditida, Strongylidae.
AUGAGGUUUCUACGUGCUCACCGAGGCAAUCGCAUGCAUUUCGACAGACUCCGGAAGCUCGUCGCUGUAGAAAAUCAGUUCAGCUUGCAUGCUCCGAAUGUACACACGAUGUCUGGAGCGGAACCGAGUGAGAGGAACUUUGGAAGACUCAAUCGGAAUUUUUCGAACAUUUUGUACGAUGGAGAUAUUAUAAUUAGCGAAAAGCGUUUACGCGAACUUGUUGACGACAUUGGCAGCCAGCAAUCAGGACGGAAGGCGAGGUCAAAGCGUUGGGCGUAUCGCGACAAAUUCUACCCUGACACAAUUUGGAGAACCGGCAUACCGUAUGCUUUCGAUGUGGAUUUGCGUGAGUAUCGUAAUCCUAUUCCAUUGUUCCAGUAA